This is a messenger RNA of Elephantulus edwardii (Cape elephant shrew), 1929 nucleotides long. It is a transcript of the gene TUSC3, whose product is annotated as tumor suppressor candidate 3. Lineage: Eukaryota; Metazoa; Chordata; Mammalia; Macroscelidea; Macroscelididae. The record is from RefSeq and is a predicted model, not a curated record. Gene Ontology annotation, cellular component: oligosaccharyltransferase complex. The transcript has 11 exons. The coding region runs from base 273 to 1319 and encodes 348 amino acids.
CGUGGCACUCACACAGCCGGCCUCCCUUGCUCCGCCCACUUCCUGCCCAGUUCCGCGCCUUUCCAGGACCCUCUUCCUGUGAACCGGAUGCUCUGUCAGUUUCCUCCUCCGUGUCCUCUGCUGCUCCCUCCAGGUUCCUCUUCUUGAAGUCGCACCUGCCCCCAAAGGCCUACCCACGGAGCUCUGUGUUGGCGGGCCUGGCAGAGGCGGGACAGCGGUAGGAGCUGGGCGCGCACGGUUACCGCGCGUGGAGGAGACACUGCCCUGCGGCGAUGGGGGCCAGGGGCGCUCCUUCACGCCGGAGACAAGCAGGACGGCGGCUGCGGUACCUGCCGGCCGGCAGCUUUCCCUUCCUCCUCCUCCUGCUCCUCCUCUGCAUUCAGCUCGGCGGCGGCCAGAAGAAAAAGGAGAAUCUUUUAGCUGAGAAGGUGGAACAGCUGAUGGAAUGGAGUUCGAGACGUUCGAUCUUCCGAAUGAAUGGUGAUAAAUUCCGAAAGUUUAUAAAGGCACCACCUCGUAACUAUUCUAUGAUUGUUAUGUUCACUGCUCUUCAGCCUCAGCGUCAGUGUUCUGUGUGCAGGCAAGCUAAUGAGGAAUAUCAAAUACUGGCUAACUCCUGGCGCUAUUCAUCUGCUUUUUGUAACAAACUGUUCUUCAGUAUGGUGGACUAUGAUGAGGGGACAGAUGUUUUCCAGCAGCUCAAUAUGAACUCUGCUCCUACAUUUAUGCAUUUUCCACCAAAAGGAAGACCCAAAAGAGCUGAUACAUUUGAUCUUCAAAGAAUUGGAUUUGCAGCUGAACAACUAGCAAAGUGGAUUGCUGACAGAACGGAUGUUCAUGUUCGGGUCUUCAGACCACCCAACUACUCUGGCACUAUUGCUUUGGCCCUGUUAGUGUCACUUGUCGGUGGUUUGCUUUACUUAAGGAGGAACAAUCUGGAGUUCAUCUAUAACAAGACUGGUUGGGCCAUGGUGUCUUUGUGUAUAGUCUUUGCUAUGACUUCUGGCCAGAUGUGGAAUCAUAUACGUGGGCCUCCAUAUGCUCAUAAAAACCCUCAUAACGGACAAGUGAGUUACAUUCAUGGGAGCAGCCAGGCUCAGUUCGUGGCAGAGUCACACAUUAUUCUGGUAUUGAAUGCUGCCAUCACCAUGGGAAUGGUUCUCCUAAAUGAAGCUGCAACUUCCAAAGGGGAUGUUGGAAAAAGAAGGAUCAUCUGCCUAGUGGGAUUAGGCUUGGUGGUCUUCUUCUUCAGUUUUCUGCUUUCAAUAUUUCGUUCCAAGUACCACGGCUAUCCUUACAGUGAUCUGGACUUUGAGUGAGAAGAUGUGAUUUGGACCAUGGCACUUAAUAACUCUGUAACCUCAGCUUUUUAAUAAAAUGAAACCAAGUGGAGUGUGCAUAAGCUGAAUGUUUACCAUGAAGAUAACUGUUCCUGACAUUAUUACCAUUUUAAAUUCUCAAAUUCAUUUUCUUUGUUGAUUGUGAUAAGCUACUUGAUUCUUGUAUAUUUUUUUAAAUGUGGAUUUUGCUAGUAAAUUUAAUUUAUAAAAAUGGAUGGUAAAAUUUCAUAAUCUGCAGAGAAUGAAUAGAAUGUUUUUAAAGUUUAUUAUAUUCAGUGUAUGCCAUAUGUCACAGGAUUGAAUAAAUUAUGAUGUAAUUAUGAAUUCAUGCUUUACAACUGUUCACUCAUUAGGAAGGAAAACACAAUGUUAGUAGUACAGGAAACUGAUAAAAUGUAUGUUAAAGAAUUCUUAGGAUUGCACAAGAAUUGGGCAUAUGCAUGAAACUAUGUCAGGUUCUGAAAGUUAUACUUAUUGAAGUUUCAGUUAUAAAGGAUGAUGUGUGUUGAAACAAACAGUGUUCUGUUGUUAUUAACCGUAACCACAUAAAGGUGUAUGGGUCAGCAGAUGAGUAAUACCUACCACUUGG